GUGACGCAAAUAGUGCACAAAACCUGGGAAUCCAAAUGUGUCCGUCGUAAAUUUACACUAAUUUUUUUGCUUAAAAUGCAUUUUAUACAAGCUGUUCGGUAGAUAACGUUAGUUUCAUUACAAAUUCUAAAUAAUUUGAUUAAAUUCUGUGAUAUUUUGAUUUAGCAAUAUUGAAAUGCCGCUGCCAAUCCAGAAGUUUUUCUUCGUCUUCAGCUUAAGGCAAGGGACUAUGUUGAUAGCAGUGGUCCAGUUGCUGCUGUCAGCGAUAGGACUGUUCCUGUUGCUCCUGGGCAGCGCACACGCGCAGGAGAUGGCUGCCAUGCUGGAGGCUGAUAUAGAAGACUCAGCGCAGCGUGAGGGGAUUGUCCUGGCCUCAGAGGACAGCGGAUUGUUUGGCUCCGAGGUCAUGAUAAACUCGUAUAGCCAGAAUGAGAUCAGACUCCACAAGGCUCAACACCUUGCCAUUGUUGUGAUUAUUACAUUGUACACAGGAGUCGCCAUGACAACGGUGCUACUUUUCUCUUGUAUACUGUUGCUGUACGGAGCUAUUAUGCACAUUAGACAGCUGCUGCUGCCGUGGCUGAGCGUUGUACUGCUGGGGUUGGUGUUCUGCUGUACGGCAAUGUUAGUCUCCAUGUUCCUAGCCCAUGGCAGUCGUGCCCUCAUCAUUCUGGUGGUGGGUAGUUUACACUUGGCUCUCGGAUUCUACCUGUGGCUUGUUGUGUACAGUCACUACCAAGAGUUGUGUCAGUAUGAUCAAGUCACCUGCAGCACAUCUCACCACACCCUCAAGCUUGGAUAUCUUCACUUCCCAGAUAGCGUUUAAUUUCUCUCAUUAUAUACAUAUGGGCAAGUUAUGGUCACUAAUGUAAGGUUAAGCCUCACUGUGUGCAUAUAACUACAUCAUAACAGUUCAGAUGAAAGUCUGAAUAUCCUAAGUAAUGAUAAGAGCAAUCUACAGUUUGUUUAGAAUUUUAAUUAAAAUGUAAAUACAUUUUGUUUAAGAAGGGGUCAUAUAAAGAUGCCAUUCUUCCAUUUCAAAAACAAUUUUGUAGGGAAUUGUAUUCUACUACCAAACAAAGAAACAAUUUGUUCUCCUUAAAAUCUUUAGAGGGCUUUUCAAAUAUAUAUAAAUAAAAGCAUAUUUGAGUUAUUUAAAAAAGGCUUGAUAAAAUUUUCUGCAAAGGAAAAAAACUUUGCCCAGAACAUCUCCGUUCUAUUACAUAGUAUCCUCUGCAUCCUCUCAUCCAAUUUUCUAAAUUAAAAUUGCAUCUUGGUGUUGAAAAUGUUAUUCUGAAUACAUUUGUCAAAUAAAUAAUCAAGCAUUGUUUAUUUUGACUUGAUAAAAUAUUUACAUGUUAAAAAUAUUAAUCUUCAUGACAAUAAGCGAGUUUAACUUGUAUCAGUCUAGACUAAUCAUAACAGGGCAAUUCAUACAGUAUCAACACUUGUGAUUAUGAUACUUUCAGUUCAUUACCUCGACUGUUAUGGCAAUGAAUUUUAAUUAAUGAUAAUGAUACUCUUAAAAUAAAUGGGAUAAUAUAAGUGGGAUAUCUAAAAUAUUGGAAAAUCAUGCAUGCAAUAUUCACUAUACACAAAUCUUGACUAUUUCAGAACUUAAUUUUUACUUAAAAAUCCAUACAAAGUUACACCACAUUUUAUAAAUUAUUUUAAUCACCAAGAAAACUGUAUGUGCUAUGAUGCAUUAGACAUUCGCGUAUUAAAAAAAAUACUGAUUUUUUUAGUUAAAAGUAAACAAUUCCAUUUCAACAUUUGACCAUUUUUUCAUGCACUCACAAAGGUGGCAAACACACAAUUUAUUUUAAAUAUGUGACUCUAUGAAAACGUUCAUAUUUGGAGUAAUUUACAUAAGUUAAACCAAUUGGUUAAAAUCACUUAGUUAAAUCAAAGCCUACAAUAAGUUAACAUUUGUGGUGCUUGUCUGACUCAGUGGUACGACGAUGAACUGACAAUAGAUAAGAUUAAAGUUGUUGUAUUUAGGCCUAUAAUUGAUAUUUAUGUAUCUAUUACAGCCUAAUUUUGUCUGUCCUGUUUCAUCUUCCUGCUGUUGUACCCCACACCAAAGCUGUUAUUGUAGUGUAGUUUAUAGCAUUGUUCCGACUUUUUCAAAGCCUGCAAAAUAUGAACACUGUGAUUCUUGUAGAGGCAGGUGGCCCAGCUAGUACAGUACUAGAGACUUCAAUAGUGCAUACAAUCAGAUAACACUGUCCAGCAGUUAAAAUUCUACUGAUUGGUUGCAGCAAGCAAUUAAUUGACAGUAUUGUACAAUUGAUUAACUCUUUUGUAGAUUCAAUUUUUGGGGGACUUAUUGUGGAUGCCACUGUAGAAAACUAUCAGUGCGAGGAAAGGAGAACUUCUAAUAUUAUACUAAAACCUAGAGAUGGGGUGGAUAAUAAAAAGAUCAUUGUAAUUAAUUUUCCAAUGUCAAACAAUUGAUUUGUGUAUGAACUAUAGAAAAUAAUUUUCUAUUCUUGCCUGCUCUUGCAGUAGUGCUAGUAUUGCAACAUUGCACAUGUGAUGGUUUCCUAGGUUAUACUUAUUUGACUCAAUCACAUGUUUUUUUUCACUUUGAAAUGUUUAAAAAUAUGAAUGGUAUCAUGAUUACUAAUCUGAAAAGUUGUGCGAUAAUGAUGGGUGGUUUUGAAAAAGUACUGAUGUUUACCCUUUGAGUAAGAUAAAAGAGAAAUUCCUGUUCUUUAUUUAGUCAUUUAAUAAAUUUCUCUUAGUAGGCUGGGGAAAUUUUCAUACAUAUCUUCUCGAACUUCACAUCCAUCUCGUCCUCCCUGAAUGCUGUUAUUUAACAACCUCUAUAGUGUGUAUGGCAAAUUUGUGCAUUUUGAUGGCCACACCUUGGUGGAUAUUUGGCCAGAACCAGAUUACUCAGGAGUAAAGGGGAGCUAAAAUGUUAUAUAUAAAAUAGAUAUUGCUACAUACCAAUCAUACUGGGGAAUAUUUGUACAGAUCAUAGGAGGAAGAUUGUCAUAGAAGUAAGAUUUGUACAGGUCACCAUUGGAAUAACUGAAACAGUUAAAAAAAAACUUUGCUCAAUGUGACAUCAGUAACAUUAGUAGUAACAUUACAUAAAGUAACAUUGCUGCCUUGUAUGGGAAACUGUGAAUACUGUGCACUUGUUUGUCUAUUUUCUUUCGCUUACUCGACGAUAAAUUAAAGUCUACGCAAAAUUCAGCUGAUAUAAAAGUAAUGUAAUUCUCUCUCAGGCAUUAAAUAGGACUUCUGUGAGGUAGUAUUAUCUAUUCUAAUUCGUCAUUUAAUUAAGCCAGAACAGAAACAUUUAUGUCCUCAUGGAAUAAAGAAAGACAUGUUUCCCUCAGCGUCCUGCUCUUUGCAUAAAAGCAUUUGAUUUUACGUGUCCAAAAUAAUGCUAUAUUAUAACUUUAUUUAAGAUUGUGCUGGUAUUAAACAUAAAACCAAAAACCAUAUUUUUAUGAGUAUGUAGUGUGAAUGAAUCUUCACUAUUCUGUGUUAUUAAGACUAUUCAAGUUGUCCUCACAUUAUUAGUGUAAAAGCCAAGAACAAAUGUGCACUGAAGAAACACAGAACCAGGUUUUUCUAUAAAUCGAUACAAGGAAAAUUUUUAGAUAAAGAAUUUAUUUGUAGCCACAUGGAUGUAAAAAUGAGAGAGUAUCUAAAGGUUUUAAAAUAUGAAAUUUUUCCUGAAGGAAACAGGAUUUUUCCGAACAUUGGCCAUCGUUCAGUGAAACAAAAA
Molecule: messenger RNA, 3748 nt
Organism: Homalodisca vitripennis (glassy-winged sharpshooter)
Lineage: Eukaryota; Metazoa; Arthropoda; Insecta; Hemiptera; Cicadellidae
Exons: 6
Coding region: 176-826 (216 amino acids)
Source: RefSeq, a predicted model, not a curated record